UCUAGGGAGAAUGAAUAUGUUUCUGCAUUUUGGCAGAUAUUUUCUUGACAACCGCGGGAGAGUGGGAGAUGCGACUGCAUUGUACUAAUGACUGACAGAUAGAAUAAGUCGUGUUGUCUCAUGAUACAAGCAGAUCUCAGUGCUCUCAUGAUCAUUCUAAGCCUUGAAGCAUACUGUCGCAAUGCAGAAACGUUUGCGUCGGAAUUUAUCCAGUGAGAGCUAAAAGCGGAACCUCAAGAUUCGUAGCUCUCACUAGGCAGAUAUAGAUGGAAGCUGUAAGUGGUGCACGUCAGUCGUUCGGCACGCCAUGGUGCACGUGGCUUCCAACUCUAAGGUAUAAUCUGACAGCUUGACUCAUAUUUGCUCACUGCUCGCCUUUAAAUAUCUGCCGUUGCCCCUCCAUAUUCUUUUCCCCCCCUUCUCAGCUGCUGCCAACAAGAAAUACGUUCUUCACCUAUCAAAAGUUUCAAUCGACCCCUAAGACCGAAAUGGAGAACAGUGGUACAAGCGCCUCUACCUUGGACAAGAAGUGGUCAUCGAGUGGCUGGAAUGGCAAAUUCUACUGGCACCGUACGAUUGGAAGAAGCGGCAAGACCUGGUUCCAAUGUGGGAUCAGCGCCAACGACCGAACUCCAUCCUCUGGAAAGCCAAGUCACUUCUUCACCUGCAAAUUGAUGCCUCGUGUAGGCUAUACAGAGCAGAAGAUCAUGAAAGCUUGCGAGGAGACUGCCAAAGCUCUGAAGUUCCAUCGAGGUCCGACUGGUGGCAGAUGUGACUCCUGUGAUUUCCGCAAUGUCCAGGAAGUGUGUACGUUGGGCAGAUACAGCAUGUCGCGCUCUCAGUUCCGUAUGAUGAUGGACAAACAUGAUAAAAUGUGUUCCUGCGGAUGCUUUGAUGUCGGAUGUCACGCAAUAUCCAUCACCGAGACCUCGACGUCCAAACUUACUCUGGAGCAAAAUCUUGAGCUAUCGGAUGAUCUAUCGGCUGAGGAAUGGACGUUUGUUCCCGAGGAAAGCUCGCCCAGUAAAGCCUACUGGACACGCACAGUCAAGAGUGGUGAUGAGACCUGGAACCAAUACGGUGUCAGCAAGAACUAUCAAACACCACAUGACGACCAGCCGGACUUCUCUUUUACCUGCAAGAACAUACCGCGAGAGGGGAAAAGCGAACAAUAUAUCCGACGUGCGUGCCAGAUCACGGCCAGCUACAUGAGUUCGCAUCGACGGCGCGGAUGUCACAAUUGCGCUUGCACUUUCGAGACUUUACGAGCGCGUGGUGGAAGAUGCACGGUUGGCCGAUUGCAUGUGAUCACAAGAUUUUUGGCUCGCUUUGUGGAGUUUGCCAUGAGGCAACAUGAUGAAGUUUGUUCUUGUGGCUGUUUUGAUGUUCCGGAGGACGAACAACGGCAAGUUGUAGUAUGACCAUAUGAACAAUACUUGGAGCCGGAGCAUGGUUUGCUGGAAGAACAAAGAGUGUUGUUGACCGAAAUCACAUGCUGGAGUCAAAUGGUUUCUAUCUGGCUCUGACUUCUCAGUAGAAAUUCAGAAAUGUGAAUUCUGAUCGCCACUCGUG
Molecule: messenger RNA, 1572 nt
Organism: Aureobasidium pullulans EXF-150
Lineage: Eukaryota; Fungi; Ascomycota; Dothideomycetes; Dothideales; Saccotheciaceae
Exons: 1
Coding region: 489-1421 (310 amino acids)
Source: RefSeq, a predicted model, not a curated record